Trichophyton rubrum CBS 118892 is the source of this 630-nucleotide messenger RNA. RefSeq lists its product as uncharacterized. Bases 1 to 630 code for a protein of 209 amino acids. The transcript has a single exon. The record is from RefSeq and is a predicted model, not a curated record. Lineage: Eukaryota; Fungi; Ascomycota; Eurotiomycetes; Onygenales; Arthrodermataceae.
AUGCCCAGCCUGAUAGUUUGCAAUUCUUUCAGCUUUUUCCACAUUAUGGUCACAUUCUGCCUAAAUCUAUUCUUCCCCAUUAAAGAGGUAAAAGAGCUGGGCGGUGACACAAGGUGGUCGGGGAGGGAGAAGCAGACGGGUGGAGCGGGGCCGAGCAGGGAUGCGAGGCACGAACUUGGCGGCCAGUCUUACCACUCGCCAGCUCCCAUGACCCAUCCCCAGCCGCACCAGCCUUCAAAUGGUCCUCAUGUGUCCCGCCCUCCACCCGCAUAUCCUUCCCCUGAGCGAACUUUCCAAUCGAUUGAAGAUGCAUACUUUAAUCAAGAAUUAAAAUCCGCCCGGCCCGCCCCGUACAUAGACGACUUGCCAGAAACAAUUAGCCCCACACCAAGGCUCCAUAACGAACCAGAAAUAGAUACUGAUGUUGGCGGAAAGGACACAAAUAGGCGUUAUGGUUACAUACAGUCUAUUCAAGUUCCCUUGUUACCGUUGGUAGCAACAGAUCUAUAUGGAGCAGCUACACUGGCUAUAUCACAUAAGCUUAAGACUAUCAAGGAAAUUACUCUCCCGAAUCAUGGUCCAUCCAGGCCUCCUUUCGAGUACUCCGUACAAAGAUGGUUGGUGGAGUAA